This is a messenger RNA of Phytophthora infestans T30-4, 1032 nucleotides long. RefSeq lists its product as uncharacterized. The coding region runs from base 1 to 1032 and encodes 343 amino acids. NCBI's taxonomy places the organism in Eukaryota, Oomycota, Peronosporomycetes, Peronosporales, Peronosporaceae. The transcript has 2 exons. Gene Ontology annotation, molecular function: endonuclease activity; nucleic acid binding. Gene Ontology annotation, biological process: DNA catabolic process. The record is from RefSeq and is a predicted model, not a curated record.
AUGCCACUCCGGAAGAUAAAGGUACUCGCAGUGAUCGCGGCGACGGUGACCACGGGCUUCCUGCCCGCGACUCAGGGCUGGUGGGACAAUGGGCACAUGCUCGUCGGAGAGGUAGCCAAGCAACUUAUGAGUGAGGCAGACGUCGUCACGAUUGAGAGCGUUCUGUCCAAGUGGAACGAGGAUUUCCCUAACACUGGCGAGAUCACUACAAGUGCCGUCUGGAUGGAUCUUAUCAAGUGCACGUCGGUCAGUUCCUACUGCCAAUCCCCUCUAGCUCCUUCUAUUACGAGCAUGAGCGACUGGCACUACAUCGACCUGCCGGUCAACAUUAAUGGCGACAAGUGGGAAUAUAAAGACGCCGAUCUGUCUCUGUUUGAAGACACAAUGGGAGGUGACGCUGCGUCAGUCAUUGAGGGUGCGUUGAGGUCGCUCAAAACGACCAAGUCAAGCUGGGCCGCGAAUCUGUUCAUCCGCAACUUCAUCCACAUCUUUGGCGACCUACACCAGCCUCUCCACACUGUGGCAGGCGUCAGUGAGGCCUUCACGGAAGGUGACGGUGGCGGUAAUAGCGAGUAUUUCGCAUCUCCGUGUGCCUUCAGCAACCUACACGCGGUUUGGGAUGCCGCUGGUGGUUUGUAUAGCUUGAACAACUGGGCUCUCAAUAUCGACGACUUCAAGUCGACGCUACAAAGCAACGCCACGGACCUCAUCGCAUUGCUGCUAAACAUCUCCGACACCCUCGAUUUCUCUCAGUACGAGAACACGACGUACAACGAGCUGUACACAGCGCUAGUGACCAACUCCGCCUUGCGCGAGGUGAUUCUCGAAACCUACUCGUACGCUGACACUGUUGUCUACAGUGGUUUGGACCUCAACGCCACCAGUUCUGGCAAAUAUCCGUGUCCGUCGUCUUCCUACCUCACGUUGGCGGGCGAAAUCUCGCAGAAGCGUAUUGCAAUUGGUGGCAGUCGCCUGGCUAUUAUCCUCAAGCACUUCGCAGCUCAGCUUCGCGCACUUGGUUUGGCAGAUUAA